This is a messenger RNA of Vespa mandarinia (Asian giant hornet), 697 nucleotides long. RefSeq names its product Golgi-associated plant pathogenesis-related protein 1-like. Lineage: Eukaryota; Metazoa; Arthropoda; Insecta; Hymenoptera; Vespidae. Gene Ontology annotation, cellular component: extracellular region. The record is from RefSeq and is a predicted model, not a curated record.
GUUCUACAUUUAGAUCCAUAGUCCGUUUCGAUUGCAACGUAUGAUAGGAUAUUUGUUUUUCAUGCGUAGAAAAUUCAUAGAGGAUUGCUUGGACGCACACAAUCGUUACCGAGCCAUUCAUGGAUCUGAACCACUUCAAAUUUUACCAAAGCUGAACAAAUAUGCUAACGUAUGGGCGACCUAUUUGGCGAAAAAAGGUGACACCACACGAAGAAAAACAUUACAUUACGGAGAGAACGUAUACGUUGUUUUCAUCGGGGACGUUAGUAGCUCAGGACCCGUCGUCGAAGCUGUUGACUCUUGGUAUCAGGAAAAUAAAUAUUACGAAUACAAAGAAUCCCAAGUAAAUUUAAAGGUGGUACGUCAUUUUACGCAACUGGUAUGGAAGGAAACAAAAUUUAUGGGAUUUGGAAUGGUCACUUCUCCGACCGGACAGAUCUAUAUUGUCUGCAACUACGAUCCUCCUGGCAACGUAGAAAAGAAAUUUGCUGAAAAUGUGUUACCACCGAAGGAACAGGAGGAACAGGAGGAGGAGAAGGAGGAGGAGGAGAAGGAGAAGGAGGACAAAGAGGAGGAGGAGAAGGAGGAGGUAAGUCGUUGAGAUUCCCUUUCGUAAACGAGUCUUCAUAAAAUACACGUGUGAGCCAUGUGCUUUGUGUACUACGAGCAUCCUUCCUUACUAUUACCUUUUUUUUAU